AUGGGGUGGUACGACAAGGAUGUGUGGGACUCGAAACUUUGGAGGAUAAAGUCGUCAAAGACACGUCCGAAGAAGAAGAAGGAGAAGAAGAAAGCAGAGGUCAAACAAAAUACAGUCCCCGCGAAUAACGAGAAGGAAUUCUCCAACAAAGAAUGGAAGGACAUGGGGAAAGCAUCCAGUUUUGAUUUUAAGAGUAAAAAGGUGGAGGAUGCCAAGUUUGCGCAGAAAUUCAAGGAGAUGAUUGAUGAUGUCGAAGACGAGGACGAUUAUGACGACGACGAGGUAGCUGAACAUCGUAAUGUCACCGAUCUCACGGUCACCUGGUUUCUGCUUGUAGGUGAUGCCAUCACGCACUACAAGACUGAAACGCAAGACUACUACGUUUGGGACAUGGGGAAGAUGAACCAGAUAGACAAGCUGAUGGAGAAUGUUUCUGUAUCGGAUGAAUCAGACUGGUUGAACAUCACCGACAAAUGGAAGACAUCUGAGGCCUAUCAAGCCUAUAGGAGACUUCAUCCAGAAUCCGAGCAGUAUGAGAGGCCAGAGUCAGAAUUUGUAAUGAUUGGCCGUAAUGAGUCAGAGGAUAAUGCCUACGCAGAGCAGUACCUUGCCGAUAUGAUGGAGAAAGUUGACGCGUACAACAAAAAGAAGAAGGCAGAAGCGUUAAACCAGACAAAGAUAGAAAAAGAGAGGCAAGUGAAUCGAAGCAAGACUGAGCUCAUGCCGUUGACAAAGGAUGCCACGGAGAAGCCGAAAGGCUUUGGGGGCAUAGGCGUUGUCUUUGAGCUUCGGCAGACUAUCUUACGCCAAAAGUCGAUUACAAAAACAAGGGAAAAAUCAGGAGAGAUCUACGAGGAUAGCAAGGAAUAUCUGCCGGUGGUCGAUCAAAUUCUUCCUGAUAGUCCAGCACGAAAAAUUGGGAAGAUCAAGCCAGGGGACAUUUUGCUGUCCGUUGGAGAUAAGAGCACGAAGGGGAUGGAAGUUCAUCAAUUGGCUCCAUACAUCCUCGGCCCGGUCGGGAGCUCAGUGUCGUUGAAGUUUAGAAGGGGAAUGGAUGUGUUUGUUGUCUCCCUUCGACGGCAGGCAGUGGGAGGAAACGUGUUGAAACAACUUCCUUCCGUCGUCGAACACGAUCUCGCCGCAAAAGAGGGAUCUGCAGCCCAGCAGGCUUCACGCACCUUGAAUACUUCAUCGUGGAACGUCCUCAUCAAGAAACCGAAACGCAAGAAGACAAAGGCAGCUGCCAUCACAAGAGGGAAGCCGAGCACGCCUCAGGAGCUACAGCGUGCUGCAGUCGUGUGCAGGGCCUGCGACGGUUUCACGACCGCCCAUCCGACUGUCGACCAUGCCCUCGGUCGAUGUGAAGGGGUCGACGAUUUCAUCACCGUGAUCCGCAACAUCUCCACCCUCAACGGUCCUCAAACGCCCUUCUCGCUGUUACGGUUGCAUAACGAUCCAGACACGGUCGGACCUGCAGAACCGCAGGGGAGCGUGUGGCUGGAAUCAACGCACAAAAGCGCGAUACUGUCCUGCAAGGACGAAGAGUCCGAUAUCUCUCUGGUGGGACUGAGCUUCCGGCACUCCUUCAUUGGGCCAGAGUACGUCCGCGACUCCUUGCCCUUCGUCUGGACGAGCUGCCUCAAGGCAGAACAAGGGAAGUUGACCAUAUCUCGAUGCACCGUCCUCUGUGAGGGCGGGGUAGGACUGUUCGUUGACUUCCGCUCCGACGUCGAAUGCUUUUCCUCCUCCUUCAGCCACAACGGGGGGGACGGAGUGGUCUGCGUCAACGGUGGUCAGGUCAAACUGGAAGACUGUGACCUUGGCUUCAACGGCAAGAGCGGCCUGUACUGCACGGACCCAGUGUCGCUCAUCAGGGCGACCUCCUGCAGGAUCCGGGGCAACGAGUUUCAGGGCGCCUGCGUGACCAGAGGCGGGUACCUGCACCUCAUCAACUGCUGGCUAGAGGAGAACAAGGAGUCGGCGGUGAGCUCCUUCAACUCCGGGUCCAGCUUCGACCUCAUCAACUCCGACCUCGUUGGCAACGCGCAUGGCGUCCAUGUGGAGGACGGCGGGUGCGGGAUCUGUGUGCGGUGCAGGGUCGUGGGGAACAAGGAGUUCGGCGCUAUAGCAGUCGGCGAUGGCACUGGGCUGGUCCUCCGGUUCUGUCAGGUAGGCCUGCUCUUGCCCUGCUGGGAGCUCUCGACUGAAGAUGCUCCUCCUGCGCACCAGGUUGAAGGGAACUACAUCGGGGUUGCCACUGAGGAGAAAGCAACCAUCGCCUUGAUGGAGACGAGAGUUGACAAGAACACUCUGACAGAAGCGAGCAACCUGAAGAACGAGGGAGUGAUCUCUGGACUUCAGGACCUCAACCUGCGGAGCAAGCGGGAGGAGGAGCUGUUCGAGUUGGAGCCGGAGAUCGAUCAGUAUUAG
This is a messenger RNA of Guillardia theta CCMP2712, 2430 nucleotides long. RefSeq lists its product as hypothetical. NCBI's taxonomy places the organism in Eukaryota, Cryptophyceae, Pyrenomonadales, Geminigeraceae. The record is from RefSeq and is a predicted model, not a curated record. The transcript is spliced from 15 exons. Bases 1 to 2430 code for a protein of 809 amino acids. Gene Ontology annotation, molecular function: protein binding.